Molecule: messenger RNA, 201 nt
Organism: Aphanomyces astaci
Lineage: Eukaryota; Oomycota; Saprolegniomycetes; Saprolegniales; Verrucalvaceae
Exons: 1
Coding region: 1-201 (66 amino acids)
Source: RefSeq, a predicted model, not a curated record
AUGCACCACAACACCGAAGCCAUGAACGCCGUGCGCCAACGAGAGCGCGGUUGGAAGGCCAGCCCAAAUGUGUCGUCGAAGCGCGUGCUUCUCGCGGGCGACGAACGCGAUCGUCGGGCCGCCUACCGGGCCAUGAAGAAGGUCGAGGCGCGCCGUCUAGCAGAGCGGCAGCCCAUUCGCCGACCUCGACUCGUACUGUAG